Messenger RNA from Thlaspi arvense, 975 nucleotides. Lineage: Eukaryota; Viridiplantae; Streptophyta; Magnoliopsida; Brassicales; Brassicaceae. The record is from the annotation of a GenBank genome assembly.
AUGCUUCUUCCUCACUUGUCCGGCGCCAUUUUCCUGCUCUGCCUCUUCUUCGCACUACUCGAAGCCACAAAAUCCCUAAAUCUCACUCUCCCUCACCAACACCCUUCCCCUGAUUCCGUCGCUCUCCAUGUCUUAAGUUCAAUCAAUGCAUCCCUCUCACGGAGACAGCUCAGCUCAUCAUCUUCAUCAUCCACUUGCCGUACCGGAAACCCAAUCGACGAUUGCUGGCGAUGCGACUCCUCCGACUGGUCUUCCAACCGCCAGAGACUCGCCGACUGCUCAAUCGGCUUCGGCCGCGGCACACUCGGCGGCAAAAACGGCCGGAUCUACGUCGUAACGGACUCCUCCGACAACAAUCCAGCAAACCCAACCGAAGGGACACUCCGUUACGGCGUAAUCCAGGAAGAGCCACUCUGGAUCGUCUUCUCCUCAAACAUGCUCAUCAGUGGCAAUCCCACCAUUAACAGCCAAGGGAAUCGUUACUCUGCUCCUUCUGAUCCUAGCGCCAAAGAGGUGACGAAGCGAGUGGAUUCGAAAGACGAUGGUGAGUGGUCGAAUUGGAAUUGGAGAACGGAAGGAGAUCUGAUGGAGAACGGAGCUUUCUUUGUGGCCUCUGGUGAAAGUGUGAGCUCACUGUUCUCUAAAGCUUCGAGUGUGGAGCCUAAAGCUGCGGCUCUCGUAGACCAGCUCACUCAAAACGCUGGCGUUUUUGGCGGUCCCAGGGAUGAUGAAGGUCAGAGUGGCGAUUCUGGCGGCGGUGGAAGCGGCGGUAGCGAUAUCAGCGGUGGAGUGAGUGGUGCUAUAGGCGGUACGACGAGAGGAAGCAGCAGCAGCAGCAGCGGCGGCGAUGACAGCAAUUUCUUUGGGAUGAUAUUCGGAAGCGAUGCACCGCCGCCUCGGCCGCGUUUAACGUUAUUGUUUUCUUUGUUAAUGAUUUGUGUUUUGUCAUCAUCAACAACUCUAUUAUUGUUGUAG